UACCAUGGCGGCUGUCGCAGCGGCCUACCCUCACACGGCCCUUAGGGUCUGCCUUUAAAGCACCGCCCAUAGCUGCACCGCUAUGAAGCCUGCAUGGAAGCGGAGAGCAGCUCCAGCCGGGACUCUCUGGUCAGCCUGACUGCAGGCGAUGUGCUCAUUCGCUCCACCAGCGUCCACGGGGUGAGAGCAGCAGGAGGAUUUUACAGCUGUAAAAUUGUCGAUGUCGCGACCCGCAGCGCAGGAGUCCAGUGUACUAAGGGUCACCCAGAACAUUUGCUUGUAGUGGAAGAUCCUGUGGAGGCCAUUUUUGUACCACACAUGGAUCACCCUAAAGAAGCAGAUCAUUCACUGCUACCAGAAGAUAACAGGAGACCUAAAGAUGAUGUUUUAAUUUCUCGGUAUCCUGCUGGCCAGAAAGAGGCUUUGAGAGCAGUAUUAAAGCAAAAAACUCGAAGUGCUCCUGUCUUUAAGGAGGUGAAGGUACAGCUGUUAGGAAAUGCCUCCCCAGAAAGAAAGGAAAGUGUUGUUCAAGACCCCAGAUCAACAUACAGGGAAGCUGAUUCUGCAUCAACCAUUGCAGCAGCAACUGCUGCUGCCAUUGCUACCACUGCUCCUCUUCUUAAAGUACAAAAUGAUUUGCAAGCCAAAGUUAACUCAGUUUCGACAUUACUUCAUAAGCUACAGGAGAUUGAUAGGCAACUGCAGCGUGUUGCUGAACAGCAAACAAAGACUCAACAUGAGAAGCCCCACUGUCAUGAAAGAGUCAGCGAGCUUGAAAAACAAAUGAACGCUUUUAUGCUGCAACGGAUUCAUCACUUGGAAAAGCUGCAGGAGCAUCAAAUGAAUAUUCAGUCUCAUUUCAUCAGCUCUGCUGCCAACAUGGGUAGCCUGCAGCAGACUCAAGUGCCUUCUUCCAGUCUCAUGACAAAACAAGCUGAGGAGGCAGAACAGCAGUUGCUUAAUAAUGGAAUAUCAUCAUCUCAGAAGAAUGUUUAUCCUUCCAGUGGUCUGCCUACCCAAGGUGGUGGGAGACAUCUUGAGCAUAUACUGAAUCCUCAAGUAGAUCCACGGGGACAAAUGGAGUCUUCUGAGAAGGCAUUAAUCAAUGAUAAAAUGAGCUGGCAUUCCCAGAUAGAAAGGCCUACUGCUUUGCAAACAGACUCAUGCCCUGCUUAUGAAAACUCCUCCCAAAAUUGCAAUUCUGUUGAGAAAACGGUGAAAAAAGCAGAUGAUUUACUCCAAGUUCUUGGCCAGUUGAGAAAAGAGAUGCACGACGUGCUACAGGAAGCAAAUUCGUGGAAAUCAGACAUGAAUGAUCUCAUUAAGUCAAAACCAACUACCACUGCAUCUGAUCCUCCUGAACAUAAUCAACUCAUCAAACCAUCCGUCCUUCAAAGUGUUAAAGCACCAGAAUCUAUCCUGAGUGAUGCAAAGAGGGUUUUGAGAGAAGUUCAAAGCAGGAAAAAAGUUCUUGAAGAAAACUUGGAAGCCGUUCUUCGUGCAAAGGGUGGAGAUGCCAUGUCUGCCUUCAUAAACGCCUUGACUACAAACAGAGAUGCAUUGGAGAAGAUUCGUAUCAGAAAGGCUGUGGAUGAGCGGAUUAAGGCCAUUAGUGCAGAAAUUCAGGCAGAAAUGGCAAGAAAUGAUUUGGAACAAGUGAAACAUGAUCAAAAGGUCCCAUGGAUCAAGAGAGCUCAGAAUGUCAAGGCUAUGAGGAACAGUAAAGAAAUAAAGGCAAAAACUCAGAAAAUCCAAGGAUGCUCAACAAAGAAGCCUUUAUCUGCAGCUAAGUCACAGAAUCGCACCCAAGAUAACAUAAGCAAACCGGGCUUUAGAACUUAUUUUUAUUCUGAAAGUUUGCAGAGGAAUAAAAAGGGGACAGAUGAGCCUGUGAGUGGAUUUGCAGCAGUAAAAAAUGAAGAGUAUCUAAGCCAAGUUUAUGGGAAACCAAUUUACCAGGGCCAUCGUAGCACUCUCAAAAAAGCACCUUAUCUGAGAUUCAACUCUCCAUCUCCUAAAUCUAAACUUCAAAGACCCAGAGUGAUAGAGUGUGUUAGAGGUACCAAGGUAAAGUCAGCAGGAACACAGACUUCUUGUCAUGCACAGAAAGCAGUAAUCAGCUCAAAGAAACAGCAUCCUUUGUAUGCACUUGCUCAAGAAAACCAGUAUUUCUUUAGUCCAAACAGAGAUGUGUCUGCUGACUGCGGUCCCCUUGAAGGUCACCUAAUUCCUAUGGCUAUUCCACUAGGUCAGACCCAAAUUAAUGACACCUCAGUGCAGCCUGCAGGAGUAGUUAUGUGUAAUCCGCACCCUGUUACAGUCACAACCUCUAUUCCCCAAGUGCCACCAAAGCCUCCAGUUGAAGUAAAAAAGCCAAACGUAGCUGUAAUAGAGAUGAGAUCAGAGAAAAAGGAUCCCCCUCAGCUGUCUGUGCAGGUGUUACCAAAUGUUGAUAUUGACAGUAUUUCAAGUGGCAGUGUGAGUGAAAACCAUGGCCCUCCAGAACCCAAACCUGCACUUAGUCCUGCUGAUGCUGUAAUACAGGCUCCAGAAGAUAUACAAAGUGAGGAAGAAGACAUGAAGUUUCCAGGAACUAAUUUCAUUGAUGUUACUGAUGUCGUACAGGAUCAGGAAGAGGAGAGGGAUGAAAUUCCAGAGUUUACGGAGCCUCUUCUAGAGAUUAAUGGACAUUUUAAAGUCACCGUACCAACAUACAACGGUCCUUCAUUUCCUCCUGUGGCUUCUGCUCCUCAGCUGUCUUCUGAUGUUUUGGAUGAAUGGAUUGAAAGGAGAGAAACUAUAGAAAACAGAUUGAUAAACUGGGUGGAACAAGAAAUAAUGGCCAAAAUUAUCAGUGAGAUGUACCCAGUUCAGAGAGAAACUGUGCCCAGUGUUAGCACAUCAGAGGGAGAAGACAGCGAGGAUGUAACCUCUGACAUUGUUGAAGCUGCAGGUGGGGGAGGAUUUCAGCUCUUUAUUGAUGCUGGUGUCCCGGUGGACUCAGAAAUGAUCACUCAUCUAGUCAAUGAAGUGCUCAGUGAAACAGUUGCGACCAUGCUGGGGAACAAGCAGGCUCAGGAAGCAGUUCCUGCUACAAAUGUUCUUCCAAUUGCAACAGUUGAAAUGGAGCCUCUUGUGCCUACUCCAUUGCCAACACCUCAGGCCACACCACCACAGACACCACCUUCAGAAAAAGAAAUGCCUCCAGUCCAAACCCCGGAGUCUUCUCCAUCUAUUACAGAACUGAGCGGGGAUGCUCGUGAACAACAAAAAAUGAAAGAAGCAGGCUCUGAUAUUCCAGCUGCUGUUAGUCGUGUUGGCACACCUGUGAUUACCCCCAUCAGUACACCUCCUGAAAUAAUCACACCAAGCCCUCCUGCUUCUGAAGCUGCAAAAAUGGAAAAUCCAGCACCUCCAAACCCAUGGGAUGAUGCAGAACUUCCUCUGGAAGAGGAGAAACCCAGUCCAUUAGCUGAAGAAACAUUCAAUCCCAAAGCUGUUGAGAUGUCAGUGGCUAAUGAUGAGGAACCAGAGGCCUUGAUUUCACCAUCUUGGCAGUCAUCACCAAAGCCCUUUCAGUUGCUUCCUCAUGAACCACAGGUUCCCUCAGCAGAACCUACAGACAGUUCGGAGCAGUCCACGCAGGAAAGCAGUCUUACCCCCACAGAAACAGAAACUGCAGACAGACCCAUCUCAGAAGGGGAGGUUCUCUUCAGCUGUGACCAGAUGCUGGCUGCAAGAGCAGAAGGAGGACUGUCUUUUCCAAACCUCACUGAAAGCUUAACGAGUACUUUACUGGAUGCCAAUGAAAUGGAUUAUGAUCCUCCCAGUGAAGGGCAGGUGGUGGGAAGAAGCCAUAAAAGCUAUCACAGGGAUCCUGUUCUGGCACUUUUAGCCAAAUUAAAUCAAGCACCUGUUGCUGUUCAAGAGGGAAGGUACCAUUUGGAGGAUUCUGAUGAAAGCAUUGGGGAGCUCAGUGAAGGUCAAAGACCCAGGAUGACCAGAGCAGCAGAGAGAAUCCUCAUGAGACACCCAGUAGAUAUGGACCGUUCAACUGCUCGAACUUCUGAGGACAGACAAUAUCAGGGUUCACGUUCUCAAUCACCAGGGCAGCUUAACCAGGCUGCAGCAGAAAUUCUUGAAGAUGCUGAUACAAGUCACAGUCCAAUGCUUGUGGCUGAACUGGAAUCACAACCCAUUUCAAUUCCUGUUCUGCAAGCUGCCCAACCGAGCUGCAGAGUGACAUCUCUCCCAAAGGCUCCCUCUCAGGAAGAAAGCCAAGGAGAUGCACGAGUUGUGAGACCCCGAGUUGUUCAUGUGAGAAGGAAGUCUGAAGAGAUGGAGGAAGAAGAGCAGGAAAGGCUGUUCUUAUGGACAGUUCUAAACAACUUAAGGGAAAGCUGCAAGGUGUGACACAAAAUACACAGCAGGUCAGUGAGAAGCAUUUAUUUCCCAGCACCGUGGCUGCAGAGAGGUCUCUGUUUCCCUUUGAAUAUAGCACGACUUUGACUCUCUGUUAAUGCUUUCUGUUUUAGGUACAUAUCUUCAGUGCAAAAUAAUAAUCAGCCAUGCACAAACAAUGGGAAUGAGCAUCUCUCAGGCCACCCAGAGUCUGGGAGAACUGCAUUUAUGUUUUGGGUCAAAAUGACGCAUUGAAAGCAGGUUAGACUUAAUAUGGUUUGACCUGCUGACCUCCAUCCUGCUUGUUACAGUAAAGUAAUAAUCUCAGGGUUGUGCAUCGUGGCCUCGUUUUAUGCACUGCACCCAUCACAAGGCUUAGGCAGGGCUGUGUUUGUUUUAAAGGCAGGAAAAGAGCUGCAGUUUCUGUCCCUUGUCAGGCCACUGGAUCUUCAAUAGAAAUAGAAGGCAUGGAAUUUGCUGGCGCUUGCUCCAUUCCUGUUCUUUCGUUUGUUUUUAUAAUCGUAAAACCAUAAUUACAGAUCUUGAGAAAAUUAUUUUAUUUACUUACCAGCUGCCAUUGUGCGCUGUUAUGUAAAUCACAAUUAAUAAAUGGGAAAUAUUUACUAGCUUGUGUUACAGCGUAAAUACACCAUUAGCUUCUUUCGAGUGCGUGUUGCUCGUUUGAGUAAUUGGAAGCGAUCCUGGAGACAUGCGAGCGGCGAGAUUACACAGGGAACGCUUGUUUCUGGAGAGAGAGCUUCCUUCCUGAGUUAAAAAGAAACAACAGAAAAGAAGGGGAGAGAGUUUCCUGUUGUGAGUCUUCACUUAAUAGACAGGCGGCCGUGCUCUCCUGCCCCAGAGCUGGAAGCAUUGGGGACUGUGCAGGCAGGGUUUAAAGAGAUUUUCGCUCCUCUCCCAUCUGCUUUUAAAUGCAGGGCUAAGACAGGCAGUAUCUCUGUGGGUAAAGUCUGAUAAAGGCUGUUCUGUUCCUGAGGUUCGCAAUCUAGCAACAGCCUGACAAAGAGACUCCGUGCAAAGUUGCAGCUCUAUGUAAAAAAUGUGUUCUGACCUCGAUAUAUAUGAUGUGAAAAAUGAAUAAUAGCAGCACUGCAGGCAAAACCUUCUCUGCUACGAUGUGACAACCCUCCCCUUCAUUGGAGGUUUCAGGAAUUUGGCUGCGCUCUUGGAAAUAAGCCUGACGAUUCUGCCGGAGAGAUGUUUUAGCUCAGACAGAGCACAGCACACAACGGCUUUGUUCAAGCCUUGGCUCUGCGCUUAUGGCAGGAAGCUGAAGUAAAAACGUACUUUUCUACCUACAAUCUGUGCUGGUUGUUUAGCAAGGCAGCAUUUUUCUCCAUGCUCACAGGCAUGAGCACCCCUGCAGCUAGGAGAUAGAAGCAGUUAAGAUAGCAGUUAACCCUUGACUUUGUAUUUCAUUAGUUCAGCAGCUCUUUUUCUUUUUUUAGGACAAACCCUCUAGCUCUGUCUGCCCUAUGCUGGGCUGUUAAAUGAGAGCCAUCCAUUCAGCUCUUUAAUUCAGCUGCUUUUUGCAAGCCUGUAUGGAGAGUGAAGCUUUUACAAAGAGUAGGCCCCAUGCAUACCCACAGUUGGUUGGUGGUUGGACUUCACAGAAUCACCAAGGUUGGAACAGACCUACAAGAUCAUGCAGUCCAACCAUCCACCCAUCACCAAUAGUUCUCACUAAACUACAUCCCUCAACCUAAUGUCCAAACACUGAACACCUCCAGGGUUGGUGACUCCACCACCUCCCUGGGCAGCC
Messenger RNA from Coturnix japonica (Japanese quail), 6181 nucleotides. NCBI's taxonomy places the organism in Eukaryota, Metazoa, Chordata, Aves, Galliformes, Phasianidae. The record is from RefSeq and is a predicted model, not a curated record.